AUGGCGGCGCCGCCGCCGGCGCCAUGGGUGAUCCUCGGCCGCGUCCUCCGCUUCGCCCCGGACGAGGUGCUAGAGGCGGAGGAGGAGGAGGCGCAGGUUCAGUACGCCGACGUCGUGGUACCGGAGGUGGAGGACGUCGUGGCGGAGGAGGAGGAGGAGGCGGAGGAAGAACCCCACUUCACCCUCUCGUUCGUCCGGCCGCCGCGGGUCACCAUCGUCGAAGCCGGCCUCGGAGCCCACCCCAACCCCGACUUCCCCGACAGGUACCCCUACAUCAUCGCCGCCGGGCCCCAAUGCCUCCUCGCCCACUUCGGCGACGGGCUCUUCCGCGGCACCUACUUCCGCAACUUGCCGCAUCGGGAGACCCACCUCGUCCUGGUGCGCAACUUCGAGACCCCGGUCGACUUUGGCCCGACGACGGCCUCCGCCGUGCACAUCCCCGACCGCAUCGGCGCCCCCUUCCUCUGCAACAUCGGGAACAUCGGCCUCUACUCCGACGACUACGGCCGCUACAAGAUCGCCGAGCUCCAGCUUCAGAGGGGCUUCGAAGCAGCCACGAUCGUCUGCUUCCAAUCGACCAACUACGGACACGCGGUGUGGCACGUCAAGCACGUGGUACACCCCAUGGCUCAAGUGAACCGGAACUGGGUUCCCCACGGCGCCGUCACCCUCCACAGCACGAUCUGGUGGUUCGACCUCUCGUGGGGGAUCCUCAGCUGCGACAUCGACGACGAGGACCCGGAUUUGCAGUUCCAUCACGUCCCGGACGGCCGUGUUCUCACCGCAGCCACGCCGGACAUCCACACCAAGCGCUGCAUCACGGUGAGCCGGAACAAGCUGCGGUACGCGGAGAUCGUCACCGACGGCGGAGGGGCGAGACUGUGCAUGUGGACGCGGAGGAUCGGCCCGGAUGGAUGGACCUGGUACGUGAAGAACGCAAUGAACUUCGAGAUCCUCUGGGACGACGACAGCUACGUCCGGACCGGGCUGCCGCGGAGCGUCCCCGUGCUCGCCGCCGUGUGCCCGUCGGACCCCAACCAUGUCUGCUUCGCCCUGGAGCAGCGUAUCUUCGGCGUCAAUGUGCGCUCGCGCAGGGUCGUGAGCAACCAGCCCUAUGAGCUGGCGAACAUCCCAGGUCCACAGCAGCCAGCCUCCAGCCGCUACGUUGUCGCUUGGGACCUACCACCAGCGCUUGCCCAAGCUCUUGGCAUGGACGCCGGCUUGGAUGAGCAGCCGUUACCGGAAACCAGCGCGGAGGACCCAGCGCCAGAGGAGGAGGAAAUCGACUUCGUCGCGGCGCCGUAG
Messenger RNA from Setaria italica (foxtail millet), 1305 nucleotides. RefSeq lists its product as uncharacterized. The record is from RefSeq and is a predicted model, not a curated record. Lineage: Eukaryota; Viridiplantae; Streptophyta; Magnoliopsida; Poales; Poaceae. The transcript has 2 exons. Bases 1 to 1305 code for a protein of 434 amino acids.